AUGGCCUCGGCGAAACUUGUCGGAAUGGGCUUCGAGCUUCUUAAGCGAGCCACCGAUGAAGAAGAGACCGACCCCGAGGAGGGUGAUUCUGCCCAGAAGGAACUGUUCGCAGCAUGGGCGCUCUUUAUCUCGAUUAUGCUGCUCAUCGUCGCCUUCUUCACAAGCUACAUGCUUCAGAUGAAGAAAGUCACUGCUAUACAUGAAACCGUUAUAUCUAUUUUCGCCGGAAUGGUUGUUGGGCUCGUCCUCAUGAUUUUUGGUGGUGACUCCAUUCGAACCAUGAUCAGCUUCGACUACCAGAUCUUCUUCAAUCUGCUACUGCCGCCCAUUAUUCUGUCUUCGGGCUAUGAGCUGCAUCAGGCCAACUUCUUUCGGAAUAUCGGCACUAUCCUGACAUUCGCCUUUGCUGGAACCUUCUUGUCGGCUGUUGUUAUUGGCUUCAUCCUGUACUUGUUUACCCUUAUUCCUGGAUCCCUGGAAAUGUCCUUUGUCGAUGCGAUUUCAGUCGGCGCAACUCUCUCUGCUACCGACCCUGUUACUAUCUUGGCCAUUUUCAACGCUUACAAGGUCGAUCCCAAGCUGUACACCAUCAUCUUUGGAGAAUCCAUCUUGAACGAUGCCAUUGCCAUUGUCAUUUUCGAAACUGCGCAAAAGUAUAAAAAGGGCGAGGCUGCUGGACUCAGCAUCAUCAGUUUCUUUGAAGGUACAGGUAUCUUCUUGCUGGUCUUCUUCUGCAGUUUGUUCAUCGGCUUUCUUGUCGGUGUGGCUACAGCGCUUCUGCUCAAGUUCACCUACCUCCGCAGGACCCCCAAGAUUGAGAGUUGCUUGAUGGUUCUGAUCCCCUAUGCUACUUAUUUCUUUUCUCAUGGCCUUCACAUGUCCGGUAUUGUGUCGUUGCUUUUCUGCGGCAUUACCCUCAAGCAUUAUGCCUACUUUAACAUGUCGCGACGAACUCAGCUUACCACUAAGUUCAUCUUUCAGAUCUUGUCGCAGUUGUCUGAGAACUUCAUCUUUAUUUACCUGGGACUAGCUCUCUUCACCGACAACCAUCUUCAAUUCCAGCCUCCUCUCAUCAUCGUAACUAUCCUAGCCGUUUGUGCUGCUAGAUGGGUCGCCGUAUUCCCGCUGUCCAAGGCUAUUAACUGGUUCAUCCGAUACCGUGCCGGCAGACGAGGGCAGGAGGUUGGUGACGAGCUGCCUUACAACUACCAGGCUAUGCUUUACUGGGCUGGCUUGAGAGGAGCUGUCGGUGUGGCCCUGGCUGCUUUACUCACUGGCGAGAACUCCCCUGCACUCCGAGCCACUGUUCUAGUCGUGGUUGUGCUCACCGUGAUCAUUUUUGGAGGCACCACCGCUCGUAUGCUUGAGAUUCUUGGAAUCCGUACCGGCGUUGUUGAAGAGGUUGACAGCGAUGACGAAUUCGAUAUCGAAACAUUUGGCGGAGGUCUUCAAGUCAAACGAUCAGGAACAGGCAUUGGUUACAAUCCCCGCAGGAACGGCAGCGUCGCCCUUGGCAGCCUCGAAGCAGGCCAAUCUGCUAGUUAUGUGUCGGGCGCUUCGUCUCCGCACACGGGCGGCCGUCCUACAAGCAAAGUACGAAAGAACUCUAUACCCGAGAGAUCUGACCUUCUUCGUCAUAAUGAUGAUUCAGAUAUCGGUAGCGACAUUGACGUCUCCGAUUUACCACCUCCAGCUCGCCGCUCACCACUUCCACGCUCCAACACCGCUACUCCAUCCCGUGUUGACAGUGCAUACGCGACUCCUAUAUCGGAGACACCUGGAGGUCAACCAAUCACUGCAUCCAAUGCAAUCCGGCAACUCUGGACCUCGGAGGAUCCUGCCAGUGUAUUUCAUCAUCUCGACGAGGACUUCAUCAAGCCCAGAUUGCUUCUUCAGGGAGACAGUUCCAGAGGCGGCAAUGGUGGACCUAGCUGA
Messenger RNA from Fusarium pseudograminearum CS3096, 1935 nucleotides. RefSeq lists its product as uncharacterized. Bases 1 to 1935 code for a protein of 644 amino acids. Gene Ontology annotation, biological process: proton transmembrane transport; sodium ion transport; vacuolar acidification. NCBI's taxonomy places the organism in Eukaryota, Fungi, Ascomycota, Sordariomycetes, Hypocreales, Nectriaceae. The transcript has 5 exons. Gene Ontology annotation, molecular function: sodium:proton antiporter activity. The record is from RefSeq and is a predicted model, not a curated record. Gene Ontology annotation, cellular component: late endosome; early endosome; fungal-type vacuole membrane.